Messenger RNA from Talaromyces rugulosus, 2355 nucleotides. RefSeq lists its product as uncharacterized. Lineage: Eukaryota; Fungi; Ascomycota; Eurotiomycetes; Eurotiales; Trichocomaceae. The transcript has 2 exons. The coding region runs from base 1 to 2355 and encodes 784 amino acids. The record is from RefSeq and is a predicted model, not a curated record.
AUGAGUGUCACAACCACAACUUCGCAGUCGCCCCCCGUCACCUUUGAGAGCAUGUCUCAUGCCUCCGCCAACUACAAGCAGCAGUACGCCAUUGCCCUCGAGGACAUCCCGCCCCGGAGCCCGUCGAUAUCCUCCUACUCGAGCAACUACAGCGCGUCCACUGCCCCCACCGUCUACUCUGUCGCCUCGCCGACAACCCCAAAGUCGCCAUCCUAUCGCCUGUUCAAGCAGUCCUCGUUCCCGGCCUCGCAACCCCAGAACCCCCUCGAGCCUGCCGUCAGCCGACUGCCCGCCAGCGUUUAUGCCUGCAUCAUCGACCAACUCCAGACCUUGCACGAGGGCCCCGCUUCUCACCAGUUUGGCUGUGUGACAUGUUACCAGCGGGACCUACACUCCUUGGCCCUGACCAACCGGUCGUGGGAGAGGGCGGUCCGAAGUAAACUAUACAACCGAAUUCACAUCAUGGGCACAGACUCGCCGUCGCAACUGAAGAAAUUCCGCCUGAAAAAGGGCAGCCGGCUCAAGCUCUUGCGCCGGACUCUGCGCGAACGGAAACUGCUUGCUAACCUGGUUUUCGAAUUGCGUGUGCCAGAAUUCGAUAUGUUGCCUGCCACCAACGGCAAAAUUAACCCGCAAUGGGAGGAGUACCGGAAUCUGGUCGCCUCGGUUGUCAUGGUAUGUCCGAAUCUGGAGAAUCUCGUCGGCUUCCACAUGUCGUUUCACCACGAGUUUGAUCGCCUCACAUACGCCUUGUCGACGAGGAAGCGUCUAAAGGAGCACAAGUGGCUCCUCGGGGAACCAACCGACACGAGCGCUGAGCGCUCGCGCAGUGGCUCGCCGCCCAAAUUGAAGACUCUCGACCAGCAACAGUCCUUUGAAUUCCUAAACUAUCACAUGUCGUGGGGAAACCUCGAGACGCUGAUGCUGCACUCACUAAACUCGAGUGGAUCCCUAGAACACGGUGUUUUCCUGCGGAUCUUUAAUCGGCUGCCUUCGCUUCAACAUCUCUGCAUUUCGUCUUUCGACAGCGACGCUUUCACAGACCGCACCCUUCAAUUUCUUCCAUCGCUCUCGUCUCUCCGACUGGAGAAGCUAAAAGGGGUUACUGACGCAGGAAUCGCACAAUACAUCUCUCGCCCGGAGGCUCGCAGCCUUCAGUCCUUGGCCUUGAUCGACCAGAAUAUCGGCUCCCUGUUGGUGAUCUCUAAACUGCUCUCAUCAUUGCAGUAUCUCGAAAGGUUCAGCAUUGUGCAAUCGACGCGCACCCCCCAUCUUCCCUCGGAAGGCAUGAUAUUCCAACCGAUCCUUGCUUCGUCCUCGCUCAAAUAUCUCCACUGGGACAUCACGGGCCCGGAUUCCGCCGCAGGGCUCGGCAAGCUGGAUUCUAUGCCUUAUGCUCUGCCCCAUAAGCCCGCAAACUCCCCCAACUACCACUUGGCUCAAAGCAUUCUCCAUUCGGGGUUCCCCCGUCUAGGUGAAUUGCGAGCACCCUCCGAUAUCGAACCCCCAGGCAUUCUCCAAUCCGUCUGUCAGCCAAUUUCUCGUGGACAGGCCUUGAUCCCUUCGGAUCGAUAUAGCUUGCCCAGGAGCUCCCACGGAUCGAUCAGCACGCGGCCGAUGGCCUUACCCGCCGGGAACAAUUUGACCUCUGCACGAAUCCGAGCCCAGACGUUCAUUGAUAUGGCCGCCAAGGACAGUGAACAUGGUAUGAAAGUGCUUGUUACCGACUAUUCCGACUCAUACCUUCCCGAUAGCGCGAUAGAUGCACCUUCCGAUGAUGAGUCGGAAGGGGACAGUGACCUGUUUGGUGGUGCCUCACCUUUUGGUGCCAAAGUGCAGGCUGCGAACCAAGAAGACUUGGAAUUUCCAAAGAAGAUGUUCGAGUUUAGAAUGCCUGCAGUGAUGGGCGUGGUGAGGGGGUCGACAAACCCGAAUGAAGCGUCUAUACCCCGAUUCGUUCUUCAGCCAGAUAUGCCCGGAAACGACGCAGACGGCGGCUUAUUGGGAUGGAAACAUCUUUUAGGCCAAGACUCGUCCACAGCACAGAACCCAGCAACGACAAUAUUAAACCGAAGUGGCAGCGAUCUGAGCAUGGAUCAACCCAUGUCUCCCUCCACUACGACGUCGCGAUUUGGCGGUUGGGGCGCAUUCGGAGGGCGGUCAUCAUCGGCUGCGUCUGUAACACCUGCCAGCCCUCCAACUCCAAUCACAUUUUCCUCGACCACGAACCCGCCCUGGGCACGAGAUACCUGUAAUGGCGCGUGGAACUCGGGCCAUUCAAAGGACUGGUGGAUGCAUCUCGAACGUGAACGACAGACGGAUUCCGAUAUCAUUGAAUCGAAGCGAUUUUUCUGA